Molecule: messenger RNA, 5731 nt
Organism: Stereum hirsutum FP-91666 SS1
Lineage: Eukaryota; Fungi; Basidiomycota; Agaricomycetes; Russulales; Stereaceae
Product: Pkinase-domain-containing protein
Exons: 20
Coding region: 20-5248 (1742 amino acids)
Biological process (GO): protein phosphorylation; intracellular signal transduction
Cellular component (GO): cytoplasm
Molecular function (GO): ATP binding; protein serine/threonine kinase activity
Source: RefSeq, a predicted model, not a curated record
GCUCGUGUCAGCCUGAGGGAUGUCCGUGUCAUGCGAACAGCGUCGCUCUCUUCUUGUUCGCCCAUCAACACCUCCUUCGUCCCUCAACAUGAAGUUGACACUUGUCUCCGCUCUCCUCGCUCUUGCCAUUACAGCCACUGCGUCUCCUAUUGUUGGUUCCACCAAUGGCGUCUUGAAGCGCGAACCCUUGAAGGACAAGCGUGCCAUUGGCGCGAGCGUCUAUUACAUGUCCGAAGAAGAGGAGGCCAAACGCUCCGAGGAAGAAAAGCGUGCUAUCGGUGCUAGUGUCUACUACAUGUCUGAAGAAGACGAGGCUAAACGCUCCGAGGAUGAGAAACGUGCCAUCGGCGUUAGCGUUUACUACAUGUCGGAGGAGGAAGAGGCGAAGCGUGCUGAGGCAGAGAAGCGCGCUAUCGGUGCUAGCGUCUACUACAUGUCAGAGGAAGAGGAUGCCAAGCGUGCUGAGGCUGACAAGCGUGCCAUCGGAGCUAUUGUCUACUAUAUGUCGGAGGAAGAGGAGGCGAAACGCUCCGAGGAAGACAAGCGUGCUAUCGGUGCUAGCGUCUAUUACAUGUCGGCGGAAGAGGAGGCCUCUGCUCGGGUUCCUUUCCACUCACACAAGAGCUUGCCAAAAGUAUCUGACAUGCAUAGUGCACGAAGUGGUUCAGGAUCUUUGUGCCCUGAAUUGAGUCAUUGGUAUGUGGCGUCGCAGAUCAUGCCUUUCAAGUACUCAGAGCAUGAGGAGAGCCAACACUCACUUCCCUUCGCUUCUCUGCCCAUGAAGUUCACCUUUGUUUACGCCCUCCUCGCUCUCUCCAGUACGACUAUCGCGUCUGCUAGUCUGAGUUCCACCAAUGAUCCCUUGAAGCUCGAGGACGUGUCAAGAGACGGUCCUUUCUGCCUUUCUCCAGAUGCGCUCGCCGCAAUCCUCAAGUUCAUGGAGGAGGAAACCGAGGAAGAGAAGCGUACUAUCGCCGGUGCCUUGUCUCGUCCAUGGAAGAGCGUGUCCUCAAUGAUGGUUCCAGUUACUACCAUGCCACCAGGGCACAAACAAUCGGGCUCGGUAGCCCAGAACUACAAAGCGCAACUAGUGAGCGCGUACAACGAACUCGGCAAGGAGCUCUCGUCCACGAAGAUCAAAGUCGUCGGGAACUACACACUAGGCAAAGUCAUCGGCGAAGGAGCGUACGGAAAAGUUCGUCUAGGUACACACCGUCUCACAUCGACCAGAGUCGCCAUCAAGCAGAUCCCGAAGGGCCUCUCUGCAACCCUUACCCGCGAAAUCCACCAUCACCGCCAACUGCACCACCCGCAUGUUACCCAGCUGUACGAGAUCAUCGCGACAGAGUCUUCCAUCUGGCUCGUCACUGAACUAUGUUCCGGCGGAGAGCUCUUCGAUUACCUCGCAGAGAAGGGCCGUCUCACCGAGGACGAAGCUAGGAUCAUCUUCGGCCAGCUGUGUCUCGCGGUCAAUUAUAUACAUGACAAGGGUAUCGUCCAUCGCGAUUUGAAGCUCGAGAAUGUAUUGCUGGAUGAGAGGUGUCGUGUUAAGCUCGGUGAUUUUGGGUUCACGAGGGAGUUUGACAAAGGGGCGUAUAUGGAGACAUUCUGUGGGACGACGGGUUAUGCGUCGCCGGAGAUGCUGGAGGGAAAGAAAUAUUUGGGUCCAGAGGUUGACGUAUGGUCCCUUGGCGUGAUCCUGUACUGCCUCCUCACCGGCACUCUACCAUUUGACGACGACGACGAAGGUAUCAUGCGUAAUAAGGUCAUCAUCGGCGAAUUCGAGGACCCCGAGUGGCUGUCAGAGGAAUUCCGCGACCUCAUCAAGAACAUCCUGCAAAAAGACCCAUCGAAACGGUUGACAAUACCCCAAAUCCUCGCACACUCCUGGUUCACGAACCAUGUGCCGUCUUCCCGCGUCGUGUCACCUAUACCCUUCGUUCAUUCCCCGCCCAAUUCUACAUCAGCCACCAGUCCGGGCGAGACCGCCGAAUCCACCACAAACACCGCACCAAUUCACGACGCAUCUGGAUCCUCCGUCACGUCCGAAUCCACACUCUACAAUACUUCUUCUGAGUUCGAAGCUUCCUCUGCUACCUCUCCGGAUGACGAAGAGGACGAGCAUGAGGCACUACACCUACAUCGGAAUCCUAGCCAGUCUACGAUCAAGAAGUGGGAAGGGGGAAACGGCGGCCGUAAGGCUGCCGCUGCGAGCGUGAGCAAGAAACAACAGCCAGAGACAGUGGAAGAGGAGGAAAUGACGCCUCAGCCUGCUCAUCAAUCCUGGGCUUACCGCGACAACGGCAGUCACAGCCGACCGCCUUCGAGGCCUCGUUCUCCAGCCAUCAAUACCAGUAACGUCAACAUGAGAGAACCACCGCUGCCCACACGUACCCCCGUCCGCACUAAACGCAGGUCCGUCUCCUCGCAGCUUUCAGACCACGAAGACAGCGGCUCGCCCGAGCGACGCGAUCCGUCGCCUACGCCAGCCGAAAAGUUCGCGAUUCCGCUGCCUCCGCAGGAUUUCGCGUCGUUGCUCCGGACGCCGGCGCCGAUUAUAUUUGGGACGCAGUUGGAGAGGGAUUUGUUGAAUGGGCUGAGUGGGCUCGGGUUCGAUACGGCGCAGAUCGUGCAUAGCGUGUUGAGCGAUGCGUGCGACGCGACGGGGGCGAUGUGGUGGAUCUUGAAGAGGAGGGCGGAGAAGAAGGUUUUGGAGGAGGGCGGGUUGAGUGCGUUAGCGCAGGUGGAGAAGGAGAAGGAGAGAAAGGGGCAUGGGCAGAGAUCGUCUAGGAAGGACGAGGCGGGGAGGAGAGGGAGUGUGUCGGACAGGAGAGGAAGUGUGUCGGACAAGUUGAAGAAGAGAUCGGAUCAUGGACAUGGACGUGGGGGACGAGGAGGAGAAGAUGACGAGGGGGACGAUACGCCGAUGGCACCUACAAGGGUUCCCGGGACGAUGGCAGUUCAUUCUGCGCCUGAGCUAGCGUUCAUACCGCCGACGCCGACUGGCCCUUCGCAUCAGCAACCAUCGACACCACCACGACCUAGGUCUCCGAACAAUCCAUUCUUGACGCCUACGAUGCCUUCGGCUGCUACGAAUACCGCCGCCGACUCACUUAGCAAAUCGCAUCAGUCUUAUCCUUCGACUCCCGCCGGAAGUGUGAAAGAUAAAGAUACGAAGGAGAAUAAGGAAGGUUCAAAGGGACGCAGGGAGGGCAAGGCCAGGUCGGGAAGUGUCAGCAUCAUGCAGCGAGCGACUACGGCUUUGGAAGCCGCUGGUCUCGUGAGGAAGAGGUCAUCAGAAAUGGUCAAGGAGAAGGACAAAGACGAGAAGGGUAAAGGAAAGGAAGAUGACAAGAGGCCCUCCACCACGACCGCCGACGAAUCGAGGAGCUCACAUGGAAGCGCUGCGGGUAGGGCGAUGACAAAGUCUCCUCCUUUGAGGCCCGUGAAGGACACGACCGCGAUCCCUUCGACGCCUGGGAUGGACUACGGAGACCCCAUGACUUCUUCGCCUGCUGUCACUGGAUCGCCGUGGGUCAUAGCUGGUGGCGGUGGGCCACACGGCGGCAUGAGUUCUCCUGAUCCAGACUUGUUCCCUACCCCGGCAAAUUCGCCUGGCGAUACGCUCACUGCGUUGCCUAAUAUCUCUGAGAGCGGGAUCAAGAGCUCUGGUCACCAUCGGAAUCGGGCGAGCUUGUUGUCGGCGUUCCGCAUGUGGUUUAACGAGGAUAGGAAGGGGAAGAGGAAGGCCGGAGCAGGUUCAGCAAGUGGGAUGGCGUAUGGACAUGGACCAAGGACUCCAUCUUCAGGAGAGCAUAGAGGUACAGUCAAACCGAAGAGGAGACCAAGUCAGGGAUCGGCGAGGAACGGACAUCGAGCAAAAGGCCCUUCCAUCUCUUCACAUCGCUCCAGCAGCGUCAAUUCGCGCAGGUCAUCUACGGCGUCGAUGCAUAUGGUUGUUCUCGACUCGCCACAGUACGGUAUCGACCACAUGGUGAACAUCUCUAGACAACGGAGCGAUCCCAGCCGCAGGUCGUUUGGCAGCCACACGCCUAAUUCGGAGCGAGGAGAAUAUCCUUCCUCGAGACCUUCGUCGGUGCAGAGCUUCUCGUACAAGCACAGGCAUAGGAAGUCACCCUCGGCGAGUUCUGCAGGAUCUGUACAGCAUCUUGGUCGUGCUUCGCCUUACCACAGGCGGGGUGGUUCAGGCUCCUCCACGCGUGUCGUCCGCUCUCCAGCACAGAAUCUCAACCGACCCGCCCACGCACGAACCAACUCCGCCACGUCCUCAAUCCACUCCUUACCCUCUUCCCGCCCUGGCUCAUUCUAUGAGCAAUCCGAAGGCGAAAGCGCCAUGAGGACAGCCUCGCCGUUCCGAGCACACAACAAACGGUCCUACGAUGAAACCACCCCCCGUCGUAAUCCGCAUGCCCACUCCCAUGGUAACUCUACGUUCGUCGCACAGAAGCGCCAAACGCCCUUCAUGCCCCCAGCCGUCUCUUAUUCUUCCUCUGGCGGCUCCGUCGGCCGUACGAGCUGGAAGAAGUCAUGGGGACUAGAACCGCCAGGGUGGCAAAGCCGGACCGCGAGUCUACCCAUUGAGGUCCUCGCCAUUUCUCCAGCAGGCGAAGGAUCAAGCGGGAUCCGCGACGUCUUCACAGGCCGUACGUCCCUCAGUAAUCCGUCUGGCAGUGGCGGCGGCAGUGGAAGACCAGGAAGUGGGGGUGCUGGUGGCAUGAGAGAUGGAUUGGACGACGAAUCAGAUUGGGUAGACGAGGACGACGACGUGCCUGCGUUUGCGGGUGGAUUGGGCCAGGUGUCGAGUUUGGCUUCUGGGUUGCCUGUAUCCGGGCUGGGAGGCGGUGGUGCGUCGCCGUUGCCCUUGGAUCAAACGUUCGGUGGGUAUCCCGUCAUGGAGGCACCGGUGAUUCUGUCGCCUGUUCCGGCGAGGGGUGCGAGUGCUGCUUCGAGGUCAGCUUCGGGUAAGAGAGCUGGGAAGGGGACAAAUGGAGGAGUUGGCGGUGGUAGCGUUGCUGGUGGUGGUUCUGCUGGUCCGUCGGGGUCGAGGAAGGCGGGGCAUUCGCCUAUUGGGAGGAUAUCGCCGUUGCCAAUCGGGAGUGAGGACAGUUUGAGGCAUGAGGCGCCUGAGGCGAGGGGAGGACGGAGGGGACAGCUACCGAAUAAUCGGUCUGGGGCUGCGUUCCGGACGAUCGUCAUUCAAGAAGAGGAUGAAGGGGAGGAGGAGUGAGCGUGGGGUGAGCGUGGAUUUGAGCAGCCUAGUUCAGUUUGGAUUCUGUUCUUCUUUUCGAAUAAUUUCUUUUGCUAUCUUACCGUCGUUUUGUAUUCGACGCACUCGUCUCCUUUCAAUCUUCAAUUUCGCAUCACAUGUCUGGCCUGGCUCGUCUCAUAGCAUAUCUGAAUUCUCUUUCAUCAACCCUUUCUUUUCGUCUCUCCUCUGCUCCCCAUCUUACCUUUACGGCGACAUUUAGGAUAUUUUACAUUACGGUGCGAUCCUGUGGACCUGGACCUUAACUUCAUAUUUCACUCGUCGACUAUUUGCUUCGCUAUUCGCUGUCCCGCUAGCAGGGCAAUAUACACACGACUCUAUUUUCACCCUUGAAGUUCCUCUUGGGACUCACUUUGUCUUUCACUUCUAUCACAUCGUUCGGAUUCGGAUCCGCUUUGCGUGUGUUCUGACAGGCUUGAGUCCGAUUCUUGAUGUCAAUGUUCA